AUGACGAUCAGGAAGAACGACUGUCGCAGUAACAGUCCGUACGAACUGGCCACUAAAAUGGAUUCAGCCGACUCCGGUUCCAGGCACCCUGCCCUGCCGACACCAGUACUGCAGCAGACGGAGGAACAAUUUAAAACAGUUCGCCGUGAGAUGCAAGGGAUGUCGGUACGCCAGGAGAACAUUCACAGCCAGCUCCAGAUCCAGCUUUACUUCCUGCUGUUGCCCCGCAUGCUGUCUCGCCACAUCUCUCGCGUCCCGAAAGAUUUUCCGGGGAUUCUGGAGACUACGGAGCGCUCCAAGGUGGCCUACAUAAUUUCGUAUCUCUCUGGCAGGGCAGAGAGAUGGGCGACAGCUGAGUGGAUAAGAGACUCGCACAUCUGCUCCUCGGUGCAGCUGUUUACGGAGACACUGAGCAAGAUCUUCAACACCACUAGCCCCGGAAGAGAGGCGGCGAGAGCACUGAUGGGAUUUCGCCAGGGCAAUCGACGCGUCUCGGAUUACGCUAUUGAAUUCCGCACGUUGGCAGCCGAUAGACCGGAGGAAGUCCAGACCGGACUAUUCUACUCCCGUCCAGAGGGGGCAGUCAACUACUACUCAGCAGCCCUGGCAGGCUUCGGCGCGGUUCACCCACACGGCCGGCGCAUCUGCGCCCUCUACUGCACACCCUCUCAUUUUGGGGUUUCCAUGGCUCUCCAAACACAACCCUCACAUGAACUGGGGUACAGGGGAGAUAACAAGUUGGGACAAGAACUGUUCGAUUCAUCGGAUGCGGAUUUCCCAGAUCUCUCCCAAGUUCCUCCAUGUUACCUAGACCUCAAGGAGGUCUUCAACAAGACACGGGCUACCUCUUUACCACCUCAUCGACCUUAUGAUUGCGCCAUUGACCUGCUACCAGGAGCUGGGUUUUUCUUCGUGGCCAAGAAGGAUAAAACGCUCCGCCCAUGUAUUGAUUAUCGGGGUUUAAAUGAGAUAACCAUCAAGAAUCGUUAUCCUCUUCCCCUCAUCUCCUCUGCGUUUGAGCUAUUAAGGAACGCUAAGGUCUUCACCAAGUUGGACCUGAGGAACGCUUAUCACUUGCCACUUCCUGUGCCCCAUCGCCCCUGGUCUGACAUCGCUCUGGACUUCGUUACCGGGUUGCCUCCUUCGAAAGGUAACACCACCAUUCUAACAGUUGUGGAUCGUUUCUCUAAAAUGGUUCAUUUUAUUCCCCUGCCCAAGCUGCCUUCGGCCAAAGAGACUGCAGAGGCUGUCCUGGAACACGUGUUUCGCAUUCAUGGAUUCCCGAAGGAUGUGGUGUCAGACCGGGGUCCACAGUUUGUGUCGCAAUUCUGGAAGGCGUUCUGUUCCCUCCUCGGUGCCACAGUGAGUCUCUCUUCCGGUUAUCAUCCCCAGUCCAACGGCCAGGCAGAGCGCAUGAACCAGGACCUGGAGACCGGUCUACGAUGCCUGGUCUCCCAAAACCCGGCCACCUGGAGUAAGCACCUCAUCUGGGUAGAGUAUGCACAUAACACAUUACCCAGUGCUUCUACAGGCCUUUCUCCCUUUCAAUGUGUCCAUGGCUAUCAACCUCCAUUGUUCCCCGACUUGGAGGAGGAGGUCAAUGUUCCUUCUGCGCAGAGGUUCAUACAUCGGUGCCGUCGGAUUUGGAGUGGGGUCCGGGAGGUCCUCCUAAGAGGCUCUGUCCGUACAAAAAGAGCGGCGGACCGACGUCGGACUCCUGCACCUUCUUACCAACCGGGCAAUAAGGUUUGGCUGUCUACCCGGGACAUUCCCCUACGUGUGGAGUCCCGCAAGUUGGCUCCCCGUUUUAUUGGUCCAUUCCCCAUCUCCAGGAUUAUCAACCCCGCUGCAGUGCGUCUCCAGCUGCCCAGUUCCAUGAGGGUGCAUCCAACCUUUCACGUUUCUCGGAUCAAGCCGGCAUUGGAGAGUCCGUUGGUUCCGCCCACCAAGCCCCCGCCUCCUCACAGAUCGUCGAUUGAGGUCCUGUUAAAGAUUGUUAACAGCACUUACCUGUGUCUCCGAGUCGUGCGUUUGAAUCCACACACCAUCCUGGAUCCCUUACAGACGGGGCUGCAGCGGUGCUCGGUGCAGCUCUACUGCAGCGGCAACGCAACCUGGAGGAGUCACGUUUCUGAGGAGGAGCAGUCGUCCUGCUGUGCUUCGUGUCAGGACGUCCUGAAGGAUCCAGUCUCCACCAGCUGUGGACACUGGUUCUGCAGACAGUGCAUCACCUCAUACUGGGACCAGUCUGGUUCUUCAGGAAACUUCUCCUGUCCCCAGUGUGGACAAAGAUCCAGAACAGGAGCUGGAGCAGAUCGUGGUCUGCAGGAGGUUUCAGAUGAACAUAAGCUCAGUCUGAGGAGGAGAUGUGAACAUGUGACUGAAGGAACUGAUGAAACAGGAAGUAGAACCCUCCUCAACAGGAUCUUCACUGAGCUCUACAUCACAGAGGGACAGAGUGAAGAGGUUAAUACUCAACAUGAGGUGAGGCAGCUUGAGACGAUUUCCAAGAGGAAGAGCCUCCACGACACUCCCAUCAGGUGCCACGACAUCUUUAAAGGCUUCACUGACCAGCAGAGCAGCAUCAGAGUCGUCCUGACCAACGGCGUCGCUGGCAUUGGAAAAACCUUCUCUGUGCAGAAGUUCGCUCUGGACUGGGCAGAGGGUUUAGAAAACCAGGAUGUGGGUCUGCUGACUGUGCUUUCGUUCAGGGAGCUGAACCUGGUGAAGGACCAGCAGCACAGUCUCCUCACGCUGCUCCGUGUUUUCCAUCCAGCGUUACAGAAGCUCACGGCAGAGACGCUCACUGUCUCUAAACUUUUGUUCAUCUUUGACGGCCUGGAUGAAAGCAGACCUUCUCUGGACUUCAACCACAGGGAGCUUGUGUCUGAGGUCACACAGAGGUCAUCAGUCAACGUGCUGCUGACAAACCUCAUCCGGGGGAAUCUGCUUCCCUCGGCUCUCGUCUGGAUAACCUCCAGACCUGCGGCGGCCAAUCAGAUCCCUCCUGCAUGUGUUGACAGGGUCACAGAAGUACGAGGCUUCACUGACGCCCAGAAGGAGGAGUACUUCAGGAGGAGAUUCAGUAAAAAAAAGUUCUGCAGCAGAAUCAUCUCACACAUCAAGACGUCCAGGAGCCUCCACAUCAUGUGUCAAAUCCCAGUCUUCUGCUGGAUCAGUGCUACAGUUCUGGAGCACAUGUUGACCACAGAGCAGAGAGGAGAGCUGCCCAAGACCCUGACUGACCUGUACUCACACUUCCUGCUGGUUCAGACAAAGAGGAAGAACAACAAGUACGGUGAGGGACAUGAGACGACUCCAAAGCAGCUGAAGAGGGCAGACAGGGACGUUCUCCUGAAGCUGGGGAGGCUGGCACUUAAACAUCUGGAGGAAGGAAACAUCAUGUUCUACCAAGAAGACCUGGAGCGGUGUGGUCUUAAUGUCACAGAGGCCUCGGUGUACUCAGGAGUUUGUACUGAGAUCUUUAGAAGAGAGUGUGUGUUCUUCCAGAAAUCAGUCUACUGCUUUGUUCAUCUGAGCGUUCAGGAGUUUCUGGCUGCAGUCUACAUGUUCCACUGUUACACUAAGAGGAACAAAGAAGAACUCAACAACUUCUUGGGAACAUAUGGAAACACAUGGGGUACCUUUUCCCUGGAUGACCUCCUGAAGAGAACCAUGGAAAAAUCCCUAACCAGUACAAAUGGUCAUCUGGACCUGUUUGUUCGCUUCCUUCACGGCCUCAGUCUGGAGUCCAACCAGAGAGUCUUAGGAGGCCUGCUGGGUCGGACAGAGAACAAUCCUAAUAUCAUCCAGAGAGUCAUCAACAACCUGAAGGAGAUGCAGAGUGAUGACAUUUCUCCUGACAGAAGCAUCAACAUCUUCCACUGUCUGACUGAGAUGAACGACCACUCAGUUCAUCAGCAGAUGCAACAGUUCCUGAUGUCAGAGAACAAAUCAAAGAAGAAACUCUCUGUCAUCCACUGCUCAGCUCUGGCCUACAUGCUGCAGAUGUCAGAGGAGGUUCUGGAUGAGUUGGACCUGAAGAAGUUCAACACAUCAGACCAGGGUCGAUGGAGACUGAUCCCAGCUGUGAGGAACUGCAGGAAGGCUCGACUCGAUGGUUGUCGACUCUCAGCGACUCACUGUGAAGUCGUGGCCUCAGCUCUGAAGUCAGACCCCUCACAUCUGAGAGAACUGGAUCUGACUCUAAACAUGCUGCAGGAUUCAGGAGUGAAGCUGCUGUGUUCUGGACUGGAGAGUCCAAACUGUCGACUGGAGACUCUGAGGUUGAAGUACUGCAGUCUGUCAGAGAUCAGCUGUUCUUCUCUGGCUUCAGCUCUGAGGUCAAACCCCUCUCAUCUGAGAGAACUGGAUCUGAGUAGAAACAACAACCUGCAGGACUCAGGAGUGAAGGAGCUGUGUGGUUUUCUACAGAGUAGUCCAAACUGUCGACUGGAGACUCUGAGGUUGAGGUCCUGCAGUCUGUCAGAGAUCAGCUGUUCUUCUCUGGCUUCAGCUCUGAGGUCAAACCCCUCUCAUCUGAGAGAACUGGAUCUGAGUAGAAACAACGACCUGCAGGACUCAGGAGUGAAGGAGCUGUGUGGUUUUCUACAGAGUCCAACCUGUCGACUGGAGUCUCUGGGGUUGAAGUGCUGCAGACUGUCAGAGAUCAGCUGUUCUUCUCUGGCUUCAGCUCUGAGGUCAAACCCCUCUCAUCUGACAAAACUUGAUCUGAGCUACAACAACCUGCAGGACUCAGGAGUGAAGGAGCUGUGUGGUUUUCUACAGAGUCCAACCUGUCGACUGGAGUCUCUGGGGUUGGAUUACUGCAGUCUGUCAGAGAUCAGCUGUUCUUCUCUGGCUUCAGCUCUGAGGUCAAACCCCUCUCAUCUGAGAGAACUGGAUCUGAGUGACAACGACCUGCAGGACUCAGGAGUGAAGGAGCUGUGUGGUUUUCUAAAGAGUCCAUCCUGUCUACUGGAGACUCUGUGGUUGAUUGGCUGCAGUCUGUCAGAGAUCAGCUGUUCUUCUCUGGCUUCAGCUCUGAGGUCAAACCCCUCUCAUCUGAGAGAACUGGAUCUGAGCCACAGCAACCUUCAGGACUCAGAAGUGAAGGAGCUGCUUGAUCUAAAGCAGAGUUCAACCUGUCGACUGGAGACUCGUGGAAGUCUGUGUGAAGUGUAUCGUAACGUGUCCCAAUGUUUCCCAGUUUUUCCCAACGUGUCCAAAGUUUUUCCCAACGUGUCCAAAGGUGUCCCAAUAUGUCCCAACGUGUGUCCCAACGUGUCCAAAGUUUUUCCCAACGUGUCCAAAGGUGUCCCAAUAUGUCCCAACAUGUCCCAAUUUGUUCAAAUGUUUCCCAACUUGUCCUGA
Limanda limanda (common dab) is the source of this 5373-nucleotide messenger RNA. RefSeq lists its product as uncharacterized. The record is from RefSeq and is a predicted model, not a curated record. Gene Ontology annotation, biological process: DNA integration. Gene Ontology annotation, molecular function: protein binding; nucleic acid binding. The transcript has 23 exons. Bases 1 to 5373 code for a protein of 1790 amino acids. Lineage: Eukaryota; Metazoa; Chordata; Actinopteri; Pleuronectiformes; Pleuronectidae.